AUACUCCCACAUCCCCCCACAACACACACACAUUCCCCACGCACAAGCCUCCCUCCCCCCCCAUCGCCGUCAUGUGAUGAUGUGGAGUGGCUGAAACGCGGGUGGAUGGAAGCGACAUUUCAACGGCAGCAACCUCGAUAGAGAGGGGAGUUCUUUAACGACACAACAACAACAUCAUCACCAGCAGCAGUAGCAUCAACAAGAGCAGCACGCGACCCAUCGCGGGAGAGAGUAGCACAACGUGGGAGCAAUCGCCGGGUGCUGCACAACGAGGCCGGGGAGCGUGGGUCCCCACCCCAGCUCGGCGCUCCCCCUCCUCCCCUCCCGACGAGGAUACGGACACGCGAGCCGCACGUGGAGACCGGUCAGAGGAGAGAGUUGGUGAGGCUCAACUCCUUAAGUGAGAGAAGAGAGGAGGAGUAGCGAGAGCGGGUGGCCCACAGACAGGGCCGAUGUGAGUGGAGGUACAGGCAGGAUAAGAAGAGGUGGGGGGGGGGGGGUGCCCAAGGACCGUUUGGCACGAGGAGGGGAGUUGAGGUGACGGGCAGGGGAGGAGAUGAGAGCGCGAGCUCAGUGGUCGGGGUGAGAGGAGAGAGAAGAGAGAUUCCUUGGCGCCACCACGUGAAAGAGGGAGAGAAGUGAAGGGAGCAAAAUCCACGGUGGGAGAAGAGGGGAGAAUACCGGAGAGAGGAGGGGAGAGAGAGAGGAGGGGACCCCAAGGCCCGGGACCUGGGCCUGCGGCGAGUCCCCGUGGUCCCAGGGUCCCCGGGAUGGUGGAGGUGAUCCCGGCUGAGGCCCCACACAUGCAGUCGGACGAGGUGCGCGGAGCGAGCGAGCAAGGCCUGGGCUCGGAGGGCGACAGCGACACAAGCAGCAACAGCAGCAGCAGCCCGCGCUCCACAUGCAGUGGCAGCAGCAGCGGCGGCGACAGCCCACAAUGCAGCGGUGGGACACCUCAGCUGCAGCUGCAACAGGAGGCACGGGGUGGCACGGGGCACCACCACCAGCAGCAGCAAGUGUGCACCCUUGAGCUCCCGGACCUCGCGGGUGACUUCAGACCCACGCUGGAAGAGAUCGAGGAGUUCCUGCAGGAGCACAUGCAGGUGCUCAAGAACGGCACGGACAGCUCGGCCACAAUCAAGGUUGAGGCCACGACCGAGACCAACAAGCACGGCGGCGGCAGCAGCUGCAACGUCGGCGGUGGCGGCGGUAGUGGGGGAGGCACGAGCAGCAUCGGCAGCAUCAAUUGCUCCGGCAGCCCCGGCGACGUGAGCACGAUCCGUCCGACGUCCACGUUGCCACUCGUUGUGCAGCCCGUGGCGACGCCAGCGGCGGAACGGUCGGCUGAGGCAGCUGGGCAGUCGCCUCCGCCGAUUCCGGCGGGCGGCGUGAAGCUCGCGCAGUUGCUCAUCAACAUCCAGGGCCAGACGUUCGCGCUGGUGCCGCAAGGUCCCGCGUCGUCGUGCCGGCCCUACGUGCGCAUCGCUCCCGUGCCGAUCGCGGCCAAGCCCGGCACGGCGCUGCAGGGGCCCGGUGGCCUCGUGGUGAGCGGCGUGCCGGUGGCGGGCCAGCGGCUGACGGUGCGAGGAGGCCCACACGGGGCGGCGGUCGCAGUGGCGGCGGCCCACGAAGUGCUGAAGAUGCACAAGUGUGAGCAUCCGGGAUGCAACAAGAUGUACACCAAGAGCAGCCACCUAAAGGCGCACCUGCGGCGCCACACGGGAGAGAAGCCCUUUGCCUGCACCUGGCCAGGAUGUGGAUGGAGGUUCUCGCGCUCGGACGAGCUGUCGCGCCACCGCCGCUCGCACUCGGGCGUGAAGCCGUACGCCUGCCCCGUGUGCGGAAAGAAGUUCGCGCGCAGCGACCACCUGUCCAAGCAUGUCAAGGUGCACCGCUUCCCACGCUCUAGCCGCUCCGUGCGCUCCGUCAGCUGACUGCCGCGCCCCCCUCUGCAGGUUCUGCCCUCCCCUCCCGCGGGUGCCACACCCCACCUCUUCACGGGCCCUCACCCCCCAAAAGGGUGCCUUGCCUCCCAAAGGGUGCUGCCCUCCCAGUCCCUGAUGCACGACCCCCAACACCCCUCACCCCUGGUUUUCUCCGAAGGCUACUGGCCCCUUACCAAGUGACGCUGAAUUCAACCGGGUCUGGCUCUCCACUCGGCUACGCUGACAUAAGGAUUUAAAGUGUCUGACGGUGCUGUACAGACUUGGCACUGAAGCACGUGUGUGGCGGCGGUGAUGACAACUGAGAUUGGGGUGGGAAAGGGUUGGACCCCCUGAGGGAAGAGGGAACCAGGUGGAGCGCAUCGGAGGGUGGACGCUGCAAGGAGGAGGACUACCUUCGGAUUUCUUCUUUAAAGAGCUGGAGAUGCAGAUAUGUGAAUAAUGAUGAACCCAGGCCCGAUAGCACUUGUUGUUUGUAUAAGUACAAAGCGAUUUGUACGCUUGUGCGUGUUUAUAUAUAUGGCCUACGCGUGUGUGGGGCACGUGCCCACCUCUGCACGUUGCGCACGCUGCCUCGCAAGGCCAAAAGGUGGCACACGGAUGAUGGAGCAAACCCUUCUUCGUAUCGGGCAAAGCGUCUCGCCGCGAGCGCCGCCACGCGUGUAUCCAUCGGUGGGAUCACCCCGGAACGCGUCGAGAAAACCCCGCUGUGACGUGCGACGCCACCGCGUGUGAGCGGAUACCGCCCGGGAGUUAAUUUCUCAACUGAAUAUUUUCCAGUGUUUCUGGUAGAAUUAAUGGAGUAGUUGGCACGUGACUCGUAGCCACAUGCAUAUGGAGAGUUCCACUGGGUGUGGUGUGGCAGGGGUUACUGAUUUUUCCUCUGGGUUGGCGACGUCCUGGACACUGGCCUCCCAUAACCCUGUCCUGCUACGCUGAGCCGGACGGCAACAAACUCUUUCAUCACACGAGCGACUGAGUGAAUUUUAUUAAAAUUGAUGAAGCGA
This is a messenger RNA of Petromyzon marinus (sea lamprey), 2950 nucleotides long. RefSeq names its product Krueppel-like factor 15. Gene Ontology annotation, biological process: regulation of transcription by RNA polymerase II. The record is from RefSeq and is a predicted model, not a curated record. NCBI's taxonomy places the organism in Eukaryota, Metazoa, Chordata, Hyperoartia, Petromyzontiformes, Petromyzontidae. Gene Ontology annotation, molecular function: DNA-binding transcription factor activity, RNA polymerase II-specific; RNA polymerase II cis-regulatory region sequence-specific DNA binding.